GAGCAGAUGCAAAGAAAAUCACAGAGAGAGACAAAACCUUUACAAAGCGAACAAAGCUUUCAAAACUUAUCGAACAUCAUGUCCUCAUCACGUUUACCCUUCGAGGGAGAAACCGAUGAGUUGAAAGAUGUCCAUGGACUGGAAGUUAGCGGUUGUAGUGAUCGGUUCCCCGAAUUGAUUCACGUUCAAUCGUGGGAUCCAUCGCACACGGCUGACGGAAAGUUCAUGAAGGUGUCUCGACUGAGGCACGCUGUGGACGAAAGUUCAACAGCUGGUUGGCCCCUCACCAACACCGAGGCUGGCACCAGUGAGUGUAAAGAUGCCCAUGGACUGGACGUCUGCGGGAGCAGUGACCGAUUCCCCCAAUUGAUUCACGUUCAAUCGAGGGAUUCGUCGCUCUCCGCUGAUGGAAAGCUCAUGGAGGUGUCCCCGACACACACUGUGGACGAAAGUCCAAAAGCAGGUCCGUCCCUCAACUACACCGAGGGACUGGAAGCUAGUGUUCGAGGUGGCCGUGUCCCUGAUCUGAAUAACAUCCAGUCACGGGAUGCAUGGCCCUCCACUAGCAGAAAGCGGGAAGACAGCCCAAAUGUACAACGUGGUGAAGGGAGGAAUGGCGCAGGGAUCUGCGGGUUCAUCAAAGGAACUUGGAUGGCUGCAAAGCGCCAUUUCCUCAGCCGCCACAAAGUGGAGCCUUUCGCUCCACCACUACAACCGGACACAAGUUUAUUUAAUCCAAGGCUGUCUGUCCCGUGUGCAUCCGAUGCACGUCCGGUUAUUAAUGACAGUGCAGCUAGGGUUUGGUCAAUGCCAGGCCAAACUUCUGACGCAGAUCUCAUUUCUGGAGCGGACGUCAGGUCCCAUUCGGACAAGUCCCAUUCGGACAGCACGUACCUUUCGUACAGCCUGUCCAUCUCCGACUAUGGCUGCGGAGUUAUUGGUGAGCCAGCACCAAUGCUGUUAACCCUAAGCAGCGAUUCUUUCCCUGAUCGGUCAGAACCAUCUUGUAUGGCAACUGACAGCAGCUCCAAUGAAAGCUGUAACAAAAAAUUCACUGUUGAUCAAGGCAUAAAAGAGCAAGCACUAUUUUUUCCCGUCGAUGAGUGCGGAGCUGAUCAGAGGAAAGAUGUUGACAGACCGAAGCUGUUUAGCCUUAGCAGCGAUUCUUUCUUGUAUCAGUCGAAAGAAUCUCGUCUGUCAACUGAAAGCAGCUCUAGUGAGAGCUUGUACGAAACAAACACUGUUGAAAACAGUACAAAGGAAGAACCCACAAGACUGGACAGUGAUCAUGGCAUGAAAGAAGAAAUUGCCACAACGAAAAAGCAGACAGGAAUCUGUGGGUAUUUUAAGAGAAAGUUGGAUAAAGCAAUGCAAACCUUAAACUGCUGUUUUAAGGGUAAAGUGGAACCGAUGGAGGCAUACACAACUCCUUCUAAUGAAGCUCUUUUUGAGCCUACAGAGGGAGUUGUGGAGUCUUACUAUAAGUUUGGCAAAUUGCUGGGAGAAGGAGGAUUUGGAUUGGUCCGUACUGGUACCCGCAUUUCUGAUGGCAAAGAGGUUGCCAUUAAAAUCAUUUCCAGGCGGCUGAGUAGAGAGACCAUUGUUAUUCCGGGCUAUUCCAAACCUCUGCCUGUAGAAGUGGCUCUAUUGAUUAAGAUGAAUCAAGCUCCCAUAAGUCAAUAUGCCAUAAAAAUGUUGGAAUGGUUUAUAGACUCACAGGACAUCGUGAUCAUUAUGGAGUACCCUCAACCCUGCCAAAGCUUGAGCCACAUCAUGAAACGCAAUCGUACACUGAGUGAAGAAACCGCUCGUGUAAUAAUGCGUCAAACAGUACAGGCAGUAAUAAACUGCUAUGAUCACGAUGUCUUUCACAGCGACAUCCAUCCAGGCAACUUCCUAGUCAACACAGAGACGUUAGACACCAAGCUGAUUGACUUCGGCUGUGGUCAGCUGUAUACUGAUGGCGUCUACAAAAGUCAUAAGUACAUAGGGCUAAAAGAUUUCAUUCCACCGGAAGUCAGAAAGAACCGGAAGUUUCACGCCAUCCCAGCAAACGUCUGGGGUCUAGGAAUGGUCCUGUAUGAAAUGGUUAAUGGAUACAAGUCGUAUGUGAAAUCCAAAGAAGUCCAGUUUGCGAAUACCAGCUUAUCUGAAGGUUGGACACAAAAGUGCUGGACACCAAACUGGACUGAGCAGACCAGACUACACCAGACCUUAAAAAAUAUUAUAUUAUUAUUAUUAUAUAAUUUUUUAUUAUUGUUAUUGCAUAAUUUUUAUUAUUUGUUGUUAAUAUUAUUAUUGUAUUAUAUUUAUUAUUAUUUUUUAUUGUAUCAUAUUUAUAUGUAAUCAUUGAAAAUAGUUUAAAAUGAUGAUGUGCACUUGUUACAUUCUAUUUUAUGUCACUUAAAUAAAAUAUGUUAUAACCUUUGGCUUUGUAUUUGGCCUUAUCCAUCCAAAAAUCACACUAUAGCUUCCAUAAA
This is a messenger RNA of Misgurnus anguillicaudatus (oriental weatherfish), 2480 nucleotides long. The record is from RefSeq and is a predicted model, not a curated record. NCBI's taxonomy places the organism in Eukaryota, Metazoa, Chordata, Actinopteri, Cypriniformes, Cobitidae.